AUGGAGUUUCUUAAAAAGCACCCCUUCAAUCAUCGAUUCUUGGUUCGCACUGUUCUUAAUCCUGCCCUCUACCGAGCUCUUGUUAACACUCCACUCCGCGGCUCGCCCGUCGCUAUCAACACAACCUGCCCGCGUAUUUCAAUCUUUCCUUCGCACAAUAUCGCCAUACGAGGAUUUACACAGACUAGACGCAUGAUGGAGGACCCCAAGGUGGUCCUGCAGGACAAGCAAGAGGUGGCCGAGAUGAUCAGAGCUUUGGAAGCUGGCCGAACUCAGAACAAGGGGGAUAAGAAGGCCUUCAAGUGCAGGAAGUCCACCUUCAUGGUGGGAAAAGCCGGUAACACAGCUGCGGAUUCCUGGAAGUUUAUGGAUUGGGAUUACAAGCGUAACGAUCUGCCAACUUACGCUCGUGGACUUUUCACUGCCAAGCGGAAAGACGGCGCUCCGGAAAUUGUCACUCGCGGCUACGACAAGUUUUUCAAUGUCAAUGAGGUCAAUGAAACACAGUGGAGGAAUAUCGAGAAUAAUACCAGGGGUCCCUAUGAGCUCAGUGUGAAAGAGAACGGGUGUAUCAUCUUCAUUUCUGGACUGGAGGACGGAUCUCUUCUCGUCUGCAGUAAGCACUCAACUGGAGCUCGUUCCGACACUGCUAGGAGCCAUGCACAGGUUGGAGAAGAGUGGAUUGAAAAGCACGUCGCAUCUGUCGGCAAGUCUACUGCAGACCUAGCUCGGCAGCUGCGUGAGAUGAAUGUCACUGCCGUAGGAGAGCUUUGUGAUGACAGCUUUGAGGAGCACGUGCUCGCAUACGACCCGGCUUCCUCAGGGAUUUACCUUCAUGGAAUCAACUUCAAUGUUCCCGAAUUUGCGACCCUUUCUAGUUCCGAUGUGCACCAGUUCGCCGAUACGUGGGGGUUCAAGAAAGCGAAUUUUGUAGUCUACGAUGACCUCGAGACCGUCCAGAAGUUCCUCGAGAAGUGCGCCGAGACUGGAUCCUGGGAUGGCCGGGAUACUGAAGGUUUCGUCAUUCGAUGCAAAAUGAGCGAGGGCGGAAAAGGCCCGCUUCGAGACUGGUUCUUCAAAUACAAGUUCGAGGAACCGUACCUGAUGUACCGGCAGUGGCGUGAAUGCACCAAGGCGAUACUCUCAGGAAAACCCCCUCGAUUCAAGAAACACAAAAAGAUUACGGAAGAGUACCUAGCCUAUGCUCGCAGUCAGUUUGUCCUCAAUCCGGGUCUGAAGCAACGUUACCAGCAAAAUCACGGGAUAAUCUCAAUGCGCGAUGGAUUUCUCCAGGAGCGUGGGCUGAACGGGGCUCAAAUCAUUCAAAUGGAGGCCGAAGAAGUCAAACGGGACGUUGUAUUGGUACCUAUUGCAUCAAUAGGUUGUGGAAAGACAACAGUGGCAUUGGGUCUAACCAAGCUAUUUGGCUGGGGCCAUGUCCAGAACGACAACAUCCCAAAGGGGAAGAAUAAGCCGAAGAAAUUUGCAUCAGAUAUCCUCAACACCAUGAUGGAGAAGUCAGCCGUUAUUGCUGACCGAAACAACCACCAGAAGCGCGAACGAGACCAGCUCAUGAACGAUGUAUCCGUGGGUGCUCCGAACGCACGCUUCGUCGCCCUCCAAUAUGUACACGAGCCAAAGGACAUAAUGCUUCCUGAAAUCCGCGAAGUAACGCGCAGACGUGUUCUUGACCGCGGUGACAACCACCAGACUAUUCGUGCUGGUACGAAGGAUGCCGGCGAGGUCAUUGGCAUCAUGGAAGGAUUCCUUAAACGAUUCGAGGCCAUCGAUACCGAACGUGAACCAGACAUGAGCUUUGACGAAGUCAUUGAUCUUGAUAUCAUGGCUACUUCUCGCGAGAACCUCGAAAAGGUAGUCAGGGCUCUGCAUUCUGCCUAUCCCCAGCUAGUGACUGCAGUCCCGUCCGCAAAGGAGCUCGACGACGCCAUCGACUUCGCAACAAGCGAGUAUAACGUCGACGUGGACCACAGUGCCUCAUACAAACAACCCAAGAACCCCAAACAGAAUAAGAACAGCAACAGCCCCGGUCCUUCUGCGAUCACCAUCGAGGCUAAAGCCAAAAACAUCGAAUACUUCGGCAUCUCCCUGCCAGCCUCCGAAGUCCUCAACCUCCUCCACUCCCUCUUCUCCCCCGCGACACCCCCUGAAAAAGCCCGUCUCUACCACCAACUCGUCAACUUCCGCCGCAUCCAACCCGCCUUCCACGUAACCCUCAUCCACCGGGCCUCCAAAAAGGACAACCCAGACGUCUGGGACUCCCUCGUGCAGCGAUAUACCGAGAAAAUGACCACAAUCCCACCCACCGAACACUGGGGCACGCCAUUUCUCGGCCAUGCCCGCAUCCGCCUCGAGCGUCUCGUCUGGGAUUCAAGACUCAUGACCUUCGUUGCGCGCAUCCUGCCCUCCGAGGACGCCGAGGACGGCCAGCCUGAGCCCGACUGGGUCUGCGUUAACCCGCUGCCCCAUGUUACAGUUGGCACUGCGUCGCCGGACAUCAAGCCCAAGGAGAGCAAUGACUUGUUGCAGCGGUGGUUGCGGCAGGGGUCUGCUCCUGGAUCUGGGAUCUGGGAGGCCGAGAUACCCGGUGUGAAGGUUGUUUAUGGGAACGUGGGAGUUACUAUGAGUCGCGGGAAAUAUUAG
Molecule: messenger RNA, 2661 nt
Organism: Aspergillus puulaauensis
Lineage: Eukaryota; Fungi; Ascomycota; Eurotiomycetes; Eurotiales; Aspergillaceae
Product: tRNA ligase
Exons: 1
Coding region: 1-2661 (886 amino acids)
Biological process (GO): tRNA splicing, via endonucleolytic cleavage and ligation
Cellular component (GO): nuclear inner membrane
Molecular function (GO): RNA ligase (ATP) activity; ATP binding
Source: RefSeq, a predicted model, not a curated record